This is a messenger RNA of Phyllopteryx taeniolatus (common seadragon), 1879 nucleotides long. RefSeq names its product ATG16 autophagy related 16-like 2 (S. cerevisiae) (gene atg16l2). The record is from RefSeq and is a predicted model, not a curated record. The coding region runs from base 364 to 1722 and encodes 452 amino acids. Gene Ontology annotation, biological process: negative stranded viral RNA replication; autophagosome assembly. The transcript is spliced from 16 exons. Gene Ontology annotation, molecular function: protein binding. Gene Ontology annotation, cellular component: autophagosome membrane. NCBI's taxonomy places the organism in Eukaryota, Metazoa, Chordata, Actinopteri, Syngnathiformes, Syngnathidae.
AAAAACUCAAACCGGAAGUGAGUCUCAAAGCCGAGUGGAACGUCCGAGGUGCUUCCGAAGUCACUUUUAACCAAACAAAAAACUCAAGAGACACGCACUAUCUUCAUUCUAUACUUCGUUUGGAAGCGAAUCAACAAACUACUUUUACUAUUUUUUUCUGCUCACAAGUUUAACGGAACAGCAACUCGUCCAGCACGGUCGCGUCUUGAUGGCUUUGAAAGCCAAAGUGGGCGUUGAUUGGCCGACAGUGGCGCACGGGAAAACCAAACCGAAGGAACGCAGCCGGAAGACGAAGGAAGUUGGAGGCUGGAGCAACUCCACGUUUGCCGCCUGAGAGCGAGGCUGAGCGGGGAGCCGGCCGCCAUGAAGGACUCGGCGCGGGGAGGAACCCGGACGGAGAGCGAGCUGUGGAAGGCGCACGUCGUCCGGCAACUGCGGCGCCGAGACCGGGAGCAGCACCACAGCUUCCGAGACCUCGUCUGCGCCUACUCUCGCCUGCUGGACCAAAGCAGCGAGACCGACUCGAUCCUCCGAAGCGGAAGACGCGGCGGCUCCGGCUGGCCGUCGUGCGUGUGGCUGAAGGCGACCACUGGAGAGUUAGCUUAUCAAGUGGUCGAGAGGCAGCAGGAGAUGAAAGUCAAAGACAACAUUUUGGAGGAUCAACGGGACAGGCUGCUACAGGAAGAGGGCCGCGCGGCGGCCGCGCGGGACGUCCGCCUGCAGCUGCGACUUCGGGCGGAGCGGCUCGGAGAGGAGAACGGGCUGUUGAAGAGCGACUACGACGCCCUGCUGGAGCGUCGGAGGCGAGCCGAGCGCCGUCUCUGCGAGGAGGACGUUCGAGGGAGCGGCCUGCUGGAGGACGUGAUCGCCCUCAAACGGCAGGCGGCCACCCGGCUCAACCUGUGCAACGACAGACGUUCCAGAGUUGAAGACGUCAACCUUCAGAAAGAUUUGCAGACCGCUACCACUUCAAAGGUCAACGUUGACAUCGAUCGAUUCUCGUUCAGCCUUCCGAACGGGAGAUGUUUAGCAUUAAGGAAAAGGUUUGCAGAAAAAAGUCAAGGGCGCCUGUUGAGGUCAGCCCCAGCUUCAGAAAGUUCUCCGAGGAUCCUGGCGUCCAUCAGAGAACUCUUUCUGAGGAAGCAGGGCCAAUCCGUGCGCGGUUCAGAAGAGGAGGAGCUUGCGCGUCCUGUCAGAGUCCCGAUGUCAGCUAGAGUUCCGAGCCGAGCGCUGCACAUCCUGGAGGCUCACGAGCAAGGCGUCAACGCGGCGGCGUUCUGCUCCAGCUCCGCCCGGCUGGCCAGCGCGGGAACUGACAGGGUGGUCAAAGUGUGGGAGGUCCAAGCAGGCGCCCUCAGACACCAGACCACCCUGGACGGGAGCACGGAAGGUCUGACCUGCGUCCAGUUUGACCCCACGGGUCACAGAAUUCUGGCGGGCUCGUACGACAAAUCUGCUUUGCUGUGGAGUUUGGACCGACCCGUUGCCAAGCUGACCCUGACGGGCCACAGCAGGAAGGUGACGGCCGCUCGAUUCAGUCGCCAUCGAGUCGUCACAGGGAGUGCCGACGGGACCAUCAGGAUGUGGGACCUCCAGAGAGCCGCCUUGACGUCGUCUGCUCGGAAAAUAUCGCCAUCAGCGGACAUUUUGACCACAAGAUCCGAUUGUGGGACACCAGGCUGUCCGGCUGCGUCCACCGCCUGUCCGCUCACGACAAAGUGACGUCGUUGGACCUCAGCGCCGACGGCCGGCGUCUGCUCAGCUGUUGCCGUGACGACGGCCUCCGGCUGCUCGACGUCCGCAGGUGGAGUGAUCACGGCGCCCCCUUCAGGGCCGACGGCUUCAAAUGUGCCAGCGACAGCACCAAAGUGGCCAUCAG